AUGAAGGGCACGUCGGUCUUGCGCUUUGCGUCUUGGCCGAAAAUCCACCAGCCAUUACCCCGUACCCCUCGCCAAUCUCAGCAGCUGCUCAACGCCCUUACAUCCUCCUUUCGUCGUCAGUUGGACCAGGAACACCCAUCUUCCAUUUCACCGUCAGAGCAGCCUCACAAUGGUGAUAGCCCGCCGGAAAACCCGAACUCGUCCAUACUUGCGACCGACAAGCAUGUGCAGAGAAUUCUGAGAAACCCCCUCUUCCGCAAGACACCUAACAACUCUCCUGUUCAGCUCGACGAACACAAGUUGCGCACGGAACCAAUGGCGCUCUUUGAUGAUCUAGUCGCAUCUGGCUCGGUUACCACCUCGACUCUUCGGCGUUGUCUGCAAUCGCAGCUAUGGCUUGCAAGCCGUCAUACGGGAGAUGGUUACCUCAAAGCCAUGAGAGAGUCGCGGGCCGGGUCGAGGUUCGUGGACUGGUGGUUUGCGUCCGGCACCCGUGCGUUACGAAUUCUCUUCAAGUCCCAAGCAUCGACUCGGACUCUAGUGAAGUUCAUGAUGGCCGAGGGACUACGACCUACCGCCAUGGGUUGGCUGGACCUACUGGCGAAAAAAGACCUCGGAGAACGCGAACGGCUUCCGAGGGACGCUGCUAUUGAGCUUUACCGUGUAUUUCUACUUGAAAUGGUUAUGUGGGAGCUUUUUGAUGGUGGGGGCGGUUGUGGAGGCGUGCUCGCUGCCUUACAAUGUUUUGUACAGUCUGCCGGGAGCUUGCUUGCAAUUGCCAAAAAAGACCGGGAAUUUCACUCCGCCGCGCUUCUUGAUGCGGCUGUCAAACUGCACAUGGCUUUAAAGACAGUGUCCCCUGAAAUCCCCGUUGCUUCAUUCGAAGAUCUUGUCAAGAUUCAAGAACAAGUGUGGCCCGUGGCGCGCAGGACUGCCGUGCUGCAUCUCUACCACCCUACACAAGCAAACCCUACCCCAUUUCUCCAAUACGCGGGGCGACAGUCUCCUGAUCAUGUUGAAUCAUGGACCCGAAGGGAUCAAGCGUCCUUUAUGCGGGGUGGAUUCAAGGCACUUCAGGUUAUGCUGGACCAGGGCCGGUCUGAGGAUGCCUCUGAUCUGGCACAGAUUAUGCAACGGUCGUUGCCUGCUCUAAAAGACCAAAAAGCGGUGCAGAAUGGAUUCGGGUGGCAUGUGGAGGAGAACUUUCUCGCCCGCGUGAACCUUGCGACCACGUGA
Messenger RNA from Aspergillus affinis, 1236 nucleotides. RefSeq lists its product as uncharacterized. NCBI's taxonomy places the organism in Eukaryota, Fungi, Ascomycota, Eurotiomycetes, Eurotiales, Aspergillaceae. The transcript has a single exon. The record is from RefSeq and is a predicted model, not a curated record. The coding region runs from base 1 to 1236 and encodes 411 amino acids.